GUAUUAUCAGGGUUCAAACUUAUUGACGCUUAUACUUUUGUUAUUUAUGGAGCUAUGUGAGAUUCUUAUCAAUCAUUAACUGUAACACGUAGCUCAUCGAUAUUCGUAAUAGAUUAAAGCCAUUCUUUUUAAGGAAUCUUAGUUUUUUUUUCUUCUUUUUUUUUUUACCAAUAUAUUACUCAUAGUACGAUUUUUAUCUAUAUUUUUAUUACCGAAUGACAAAGACCAAAUAAGAUGUCUGCUCAUAAAAUAACAUCAGAAAUAUUUACUGAAAAUGACAAGAAUUCAGAAGAACUCUCUAACGGUAGUACAGUUACUCAAUUUAUCUUCAAGUGUCCAUCUUACAUGAUGAAACCAAAAUCAAAUAUAAUAGCAAUAAAGUAUGACCAAGAUGAUGAUCUGGAUAUAGAUAGGAAUAUAGAAAAUAUUUUAUAUAUAGAACACAAUGUAUCAACAGAAUUGCAAAUGGUAGGCUUGCAAGUAUGGCGAGGUGCCCUUUUACUAGCCGAUUAUAUUUUAUCCAACCCUGAUUUAUUUAAAGGAAAAAUCAUUAUGGAAUUAGGAUCAGGUGUUGGUUUAACUAGCAUCGUUGCUAGCUUUUUAGCAAAGGAAAUAAUUUGUACAGAUAUUAAUUUAGGUGAAAUAUUAAACUUAAUUAAGCGAAAUUUCAUAAGAAAUAUAUCUUAUGUGAAAUGUAAAUUCCAUAUAGAAGAAUUAAAUUUUUUAAAUUUAAAAUGGUCUCAAAGUUUAGAAGAAAAAAUAAAUGUGACGGAUAUUAUCAUAGCUGCGGAUGUCAUUUAUGAUGACGUUAUAACAGAUGGAUUUGUUACCACAUUAGACAAAAUCUUAAAAAAGAAAGAUUCAAAAAUAGCUUACAUAGCACUGGAAAAAAGGUAUGUUUUCACUGUUGCUAAUAUGGACACUGUUGCUCCAAUGUAUGAAGAAUUUCUACGUUGUAUUAGAAGGCGAAAUCCUAACUGGAACAUAGAAUAUGUGAAAAUAGAUUUUCCACGAUUUUUUAAAUACGACAGAGUUAAACAUAUGAUUCUAAUGAAAAUAGAAAAUAAUGAUAAGUAAAUAUAUAGUA
Messenger RNA from Polistes dominula (European paper wasp), 1087 nucleotides. Its product is annotated as methyltransferase-like protein 22. Gene Ontology annotation, molecular function: protein methyltransferase activity. Gene Ontology annotation, biological process: protein methylation. NCBI's taxonomy places the organism in Eukaryota, Metazoa, Arthropoda, Insecta, Hymenoptera, Vespidae. The record is from RefSeq and is a predicted model, not a curated record. Gene Ontology annotation, cellular component: nucleus.